CAAAUAUUUUAGUUAAAGGACGGAUCUGCUAAAUACGCAAAGCUCAGGGGCUCCGCAAAAAGGUUUUCAGCCAGUUCGUUACUAAAGCCCUAGUAAACCCCAAACGGUAGCCGGCUCCUUCACCCACCCCUGACCCCAGUUUCGACGGCCGUUUCCGUUCUCCGUAGAUUAGACCUAUGACCUCUCACCACGCGGUCACCGGCGUCUCGCCGGAAUCCAUAUCCGCGUCCGGCCGAAGCUCGGAGAAGUUGAGCCUGCCGUCGCUGCAAUCGAAGAUGAAGUGCGAUCCGGAAGGCUACGAGUCGGAGUUGGCUCUGAUAUACAGCCAAUUCAAGUCGUCUUUGGAGCUCUUUGAGCAGCAAGCGGCUCUCAAUUUCACCUCCAUCAGUGGCAUCGGCACCGACCCCUCCGUCUCCAAGGACCUCGGCGACAGAGCCUCCUUCUUGGCUCACGUCACUCCUUUCUACCCUAAACACCUCUCGGAGUUCCCCAAGCAGCUCGCCGACUUGCUCCGGUCCUCCGCCGCCUCUCUCCCCUCCGGCCUUCGCGGCCACGUCGCGCAAGCUCUCAUUCUUCUCAUCAACAGGAAGAUAGUUGAUAUUGGAGAGACUCUUGCUUUGUUCGUGGAGCUACAGACUCUAGGUGACAGGAAUUUAAGAAAAUUGGCUUUCUCUCAUGUUGUUCAUAGCAUUAGGAAAAUGAAUCAGAAGCACAAGAAUGAAGCUAAUAAUCGGGCGCUACAAAACAUCAUAUUUUCGAUGUUACAGCAAGAGGAUGAAGCCAAAGCGAAGAGAGCGCUUAUCACGCUAUGUGAGCUUCACCGGAGGAAGGUGUGGUUCGAUGAACGAACUGCCAAUGCAAUCUGUACUGCAUGUUUUCAUUCAUCGUCAAGGAUUAUGAUUGCUGCACUGUCUUUUCUUCUGGAUUAUGAGAAGAUUGAAGAAGAUGAUGAAAGUGAUGCCUCGAGCAGUGAAGAUGAGAUGACUCCUCAAUCUCAAGUUGUUCUAAGUAAAGAGAGUGUUUAUAAGGCACACCAUAAAGGUACAGCUUCGAGCAAGAAGAAAAAGAAAGCCAAAUUGCAGCGUGCUAUUCGUAGCAUGAAAAAACAGCAACGCCUCUCAUCAGAAAGGACCACUUCAAAUUAUUAUUCUCCUCUGAACCAUUUGAAAGAUCCACAGGGAUUUGUUGAGAAGCUGUUUUCCCGCCUCAAGGACCCAAAAUCUGAUCAAAAGUUUGAGGUCAGGAUGAUGAUGUUGAAAGUAAUUGCUCGAACAGUUGGCCUUCACCGUCUACUAUUACUUAACUUUUAUCCCUAUCUGCAGAAAUAUGUUCAGCCUCAUCAACGCGAUGUCACGAAUUUACUUGCUGCUGCAGUUCAGGCCUGCCAUGAUAUGGUGCCUCCUGAUGCAGUGGAGCCGUUAUUUAAACAAAUAGUUAAUCAGUUUGUACAUGAUCGUUCACGUCCAGAGGCCAUUGCCGUUGGACUCAAUGUAAUUAGGGAAAUAUGCCUUCGCAUGCCUUUGUUGAUGUCGGAAGAAUUGCUGCAAGAUCUUGCGUUAUAUAAGAAAUCUCACGAGAAGGCAGUUUCAAUAGCAGCACGUUCACUUAUUGGCUUAUUUAGAGAGAUUUGCCCUUCACUUCUGGUUAAGAAAGACCGUGGGCGCCCUACUGAUCCAAAAGCAAGGCCGAAAGCAUAUGGAGAAGUCAAUGUGCUCAGCAAUGUUCCUGGGGUUGAAUUGUUAGAUCAAGAUGUUGAGGAUAGUGACGAUAUGGAUGAGCCUGCAUCCAGCGACUCUAAUGAUGAUCAUGGACAUGAGUUGGUUGCUUCCAGUGAGGAUGAAGACGAUCAGAAAUCUCCUCAUGAUUCUGGAAGUGAAGAUGAUGAUGUCAGAGAUGAUUUAGUUGCUGAAGGUGAAGAUGGUGACAAUAGUAUAGAUGACUCUGAUAGUGAUAUCAGCAUUGAUGAUGAUGACGAUGAGGAUGAGGAAGCUGAGGAAUCUGAUCAGGGGGUAGAGGAUUCUAGCGAGGAGGAGUUGUUAGAGGAAUUUGGUGAGGACGAUGAAAUGGAACAAACUGAGGAUAGAGAAACCAAGGAUGGUGAAAGUAGUCUGAAGGAUUCUAAAGCGAGGAAGAGAAAACUGUCUGAUUUUGAUAGACAACUUGUUGCUGCUGAUUCAAGUCUUCGGGCUUUGAAGAAAUUGGCUGGAGCAACAUUAGCGACUACAUCAUCUGACUCAACGGAUGGUAUUCUUUCUAAUGAGGACUUCCGAAAGAUCAAAGAAAUGAAGGCAAAGAAGGACGCAAAACUUGCCUUGGCUCAGCAUGGUUUGUUAAGAAAGGGCUCAGAUGCGAAGUCAUCAACUUUCAGUGUUCCUAGUUCCGACCAACUUAGUACCAAGCGAGUGGAUCCGACUAAGCUUGAAGCUCAUGUACGGAAAAAGCUAAGUAAGGAAGAGAGAUUGGCUUUAGUUAGGGCUGGAAGAGAGGACAGAGGGAAGUACCAGGCUCGAGCUGCAGUGAAACAAAAGAAGACGGGAGGUUUGAGCAAUCGACAGAAGGAACAUAAGAAGGCUCUUCCUCUUGCUGCAAAGAGAGCAAAGGUGGCAAAAUCGCGAAUGGAGAAAAAGAAAAAACAACAGCGUUCUGGCAAACAGUUCCGGGGAAAGAAAGCAUGGAAAUAAAUCACCAACUUACGUGAUAUUUCUUCUUUAUUGUCAUCAUUAUUAUUUAUUAAAUUUAGAAGUAAACUAAUAUGCAGUAACUUCUCCUCACAUGUACAAAAGCGGAUUCAUUUCACAAUGAACUUCAUCACAAUGUACUGUUCAAAAUUUUGGUUAAGUAUUGCUAAAG
Morus notabilis is the source of this 2850-nucleotide messenger RNA. RefSeq names its product protein SDA1 homolog. The record is from RefSeq and is a predicted model, not a curated record. Gene Ontology annotation, cellular component: nucleolus. NCBI's taxonomy places the organism in Eukaryota, Viridiplantae, Streptophyta, Magnoliopsida, Rosales, Moraceae. Gene Ontology annotation, biological process: ribosomal large subunit biogenesis; ribosomal large subunit export from nucleus. The transcript has 15 exons. Bases 177 to 2681 code for a protein of 834 amino acids.